AUGCCACUUGCUAAAUCCGGUCGUGGGGCUGGAGGUGGACGGUUUUCGAGCACAUCUAGGGGAAGUGCUCCGAGAGGAAGUGCCCAGAGGGGAGGCCAAAGCGGUAGAGGCCAAGGUAGAGGUAUUCCCCAGGGAGGCCAAACCUCCACUCCCCGGGUAACGUGUGGGUACUGCGGAAUACCGAACCACACCGAGGAUGAGUGCUGGAGAAAGGCUCGAAAGUGCCUGAGGUGCGGAGGUGUGGAUCACCAGAUAGUCAACUGCCCGUUGAUCAGUGAUACCCAAUCGACUGCCAGGUCAAACCCAAGGCCGACCAAUGUUGGAGGGGCUAGGUCGAGGGUUCCGGCUACAGUAUAUUCGCUGGAUCAAACAACCGUACCUGAACCAACGAAGGUGGUAGAAGGUACAAUCCCUGUUUUUCACCGGUUAGCCAGAAUUUUGAUAGACCCCGGUGCUACUCAUUCUUUUGUUAAUCCUGCAUUUAUGCUUUGA
Coffea eugenioides is the source of this 492-nucleotide messenger RNA. RefSeq lists its product as uncharacterized. NCBI's taxonomy places the organism in Eukaryota, Viridiplantae, Streptophyta, Magnoliopsida, Gentianales, Rubiaceae. Gene Ontology annotation, molecular function: nucleic acid binding; zinc ion binding. Bases 1 to 492 code for a protein of 163 amino acids. The record is from RefSeq and is a predicted model, not a curated record. The transcript has a single exon.